AUGGAAGCCUGCGAUAGAAGCCUACAAUGGAAGCCUGCGAUAGAAGCCUACGAUGGAAGCCUGCGAUGGAAGCCUGCGAUGGAAGCCUGCGAUGGAAGCCUCCGAUGGAAGCCUACGAUGGAAGCCUGCGAUGGAAGCCUGCGAUGGAAGCCUGCGAUGGAAGCCUGCGAUGGAAGCCUCCGAUGGAAGCCUACGAUGGAAGCCUGCGAUGGAAGCCUGCGAUGGAAGCCUGCAAUGGAAGCCUGCGAUGGAAGCCUGCGAUGGAAGCCUGCGAUGGAAGUCUACGAUGGAAGCCUGCGAUGGAAGCCUGCGAUGGAAGCCUGCGAUGGAAGCCUGCGAUGGAAGCCUGCGAUGGAAGUCUACGAUGGAAGCCUGCGAUGGAAGCCUGCGAUGGAAGCCUGCGAUGGAAGCCUGCGAUGGAAGCCUGCGAUGGAAGUCUACAAUGGAAGCCUGCGAUGGAAGCCUGCGAUGGAAGCCUGCGACGGAAGCCUGCGAUGGAAGUCUACGAUUGAAGCCUACGAUGGAAGCCUACGAGCCUUCUGCUGA
This is a messenger RNA of Knipowitschia caucasica, 546 nucleotides long. The record is from the annotation of a GenBank genome assembly. Lineage: Eukaryota; Metazoa; Chordata; Actinopteri; Gobiiformes; Gobiidae.